UCCGCGGCCGUGGAUUCGGAGGGCUACGGGACAGAGGAUUACUGCUGGCUCUCCACCGAAAACGGAUCAUAUGGGCAUUCACUGGUCCUGCGCUCGUCAUACUCUUGGUGAACUUCGUCAUGUUCGGCUUCGGAGUGCGUGCCUACCUCUCCACGAACAGCAGCAAAGGCGUCAGAGGCGGCGGCGGCAGAGGCAACGCUGAGGGCACGAGCAAGGGCGAGACCAGACGCCUUAUGCGGGGCUCGGUCAUUCUCUCGUCCGUGCUGGGCCUGACGUGGAUCCUGGGCUACUUCAUGAUGUUCGGAGGCUCAGCGGCCUACGCGAUGGCCGUGCUGUUCACGGUGGUCAACUCGCUCCAAGGCGCCGUCCUGUUCGUGGUGAUGGUCCUGAUGAACCCGACGGCGCGGACGCAGCUCAAGCUUGUCCUAUGCUGCGUAUGGAAGAAGGACCUGACCAGCUUCCCGAGUUCCUUCACGAAGUCCAGCCGCCUCGACCCUUCCAGAAGCUUCCGGAAGGCGCUGGAAAACUCCUCGCCAGACAUCCCGCGCCAGGUGCCCAUCAAUCCCAGGGGCUCCGGGGAACUCGACAUGUGGGUGGCCAUGGAGAUGAGGGACCAGCCCGGGAGAAGGCGCUAGCUGAGGAGAGAAGGAGAAUCCCUCGACUCCGCCGUGAAGAGGACACGGAAACGGGUUUUCAAGAUUGCUUCUGCACAGCUCUAUCCUUGCUUGCACAAAGAGCGUUACUGAUUUUCCAGCAUCCUUGCCUCAUUUGUUGC
Penaeus chinensis is the source of this 775-nucleotide messenger RNA. Its product is annotated as adhesion G protein-coupled receptor E1-like. The record is from RefSeq and is a predicted model, not a curated record. NCBI's taxonomy places the organism in Eukaryota, Metazoa, Arthropoda, Malacostraca, Decapoda, Penaeidae. Bases 120 to 635 code for a protein of 171 amino acids. The transcript has 6 exons. Gene Ontology annotation, biological process: G protein-coupled receptor signaling pathway. Gene Ontology annotation, cellular component: membrane. Gene Ontology annotation, molecular function: G protein-coupled receptor activity.